Messenger RNA from Rhizopus microsporus ATCC 52813, 582 nucleotides. Its product is annotated as transporter particle component. The record is from RefSeq and is a predicted model, not a curated record. Lineage: Eukaryota; Fungi; Mucoromycota; Mucoromycetes; Mucorales; Rhizopodaceae. Gene Ontology annotation, cellular component: cis-Golgi network membrane; cytosol; TRAPP complex. The transcript has 5 exons. Bases 1 to 582 code for a protein of 193 amino acids. Gene Ontology annotation, biological process: endoplasmic reticulum to Golgi vesicle-mediated transport; intra-Golgi vesicle-mediated transport.
AUGUCGUCUUCACCUGCAGUUAAACAAUAUAAAGCCUUGGGAGAAGAAGUCUGGAAGACUAAAGUUGAUAAAAUUAAUGCUGAAUUAUUCACCUUGACAUACGGCUCUAUGGUUGUUCAGCUUGUAAAAGACUUUGAAGACUAUGCUGAAGUCAAUAAACAACUCGAGAAAAUGGGAUAUAACAUUGGACAGCGCAUGAUUGAAGACUUUUUAGCUCGUUCAGGCAUCACGCGUUGUUCAGAAUUUAAAGACACAGCAGAGGCAAUAUCAAAGGUUGGAUUCAAAAUGUUUCUCAAUAUAACACCUACUGUCAGUAACUGGUCUAGCGACAAUAAAGAAUUCUCACUCAUCUUUGAGGAAAAUCCCUUGACAGAUUUUGUAGAAUUACCUGAUGAAGCACUUGAGGGCGGUUUGUGGUAUUCAAAUAUCUACUGUGGCGUCUUACGUGGUGCUUUAGAAAUGGUACAAAUGCAAGUAGAAGCACAGUUUAUAAGUGAUACACUUCGUGGCGACGAAACAACCGAGAUGCGUGUCAAGUUGGUUCGUUAUUUGGAAGAAGAAGUGCCUGUAGGAGAAGACUAG